Plasmopara halstedii is the source of this 495-nucleotide messenger RNA. RefSeq lists its product as uncharacterized. Lineage: Eukaryota; Oomycota; Peronosporomycetes; Peronosporales; Peronosporaceae. The transcript has a single exon. The coding region runs from base 1 to 495 and encodes 164 amino acids. The record is from RefSeq and is a predicted model, not a curated record.
AUGAGUGGAGCAGGCAACAAUAAAAAAAAUCAGAUCACGACUGGCGCAACGGGAUGUCACAUUGAGGGCAAGCUGCAGAAAGCAGCGGUUGUGAAUUCUGCAGUUGCGACCAUGGAGGCAACACUGAUCUCAAGCAAAAUGAGCAAGAAUGACAUCAAGAAGGCGAUCUCCCUCUUGGGAGCAAAGUAUGGUCUUUUAAUUGUUCCUAUGUAUUUAUCAUCAGUCUUGUUCGGUGCACAGUCAUGCUCUCAGAAAACCGAGAUACCGAACUCUUCCAAACAUGCAGUUGCUGGUGGUGGAAAUGCUCCAGCGGUUUGGAAAAAAGACCCCGACUAUCUCAAGUUGAAAGCUCGGCGUGAUGAAAUCGUUGGUUACUUGAAGCAAACAGCUGACGAAGCUAUCCAGCAAACUUUCAAGAACGAGAUUGCUAGCUUGAAUGUGGCCAUGAAGGAUGCGAAGAUUAAAGCGCGUGAGCGUGAGGUGGCAAGUGAUUAG